AUGGCAGUGGGGGUUGAUCCACCGGGAAAUUCCCACAGUCCAUCUCCACAUUCACCAGUCAACGUCCUCUCGCAGCUGCCAAUUCUAUCUCCAGAAACACCAUCUCCUGCUCCUUCCCCCUCAUUUGCCUUUCCUCAUGCGCCUGUACCUUCAGAUCCCUCUCCAGCGCUAACCAAUUCUUCUUCUCCUAACAAGUCUCCGACAUCGACACCGACACUGGCUGCUGUAUCGAAUGUAGUAGGCAAAGACGAGGUAAAUAUGGGUAAUGUGGGGUUAAAGAAGGACUCCUCCUCCGACAGGAGGAAUGUUGGGGAAAAAGCCGGUGUGGCAAUCGCAGUGGUCGCAGGAGCGUGUACCAUCAUUUACAUUCACUCUCCUCUCCAGUCCACUGUCGAUAUUUGA
This is a messenger RNA of Fraxinus pennsylvanica, 402 nucleotides long. The record is from the annotation of a GenBank genome assembly. Lineage: Eukaryota; Viridiplantae; Streptophyta; Magnoliopsida; Lamiales; Oleaceae.